Molecule: messenger RNA, 1612 nt
Organism: Centruroides sculpturatus (bark scorpion)
Lineage: Eukaryota; Metazoa; Arthropoda; Arachnida; Scorpiones; Buthidae
Exons: 5
Coding region: 89-847 (252 amino acids)
Biological process (GO): regulation of DNA-templated transcription
Molecular function (GO): sequence-specific DNA binding; zinc ion binding; DNA-binding transcription factor activity
Source: RefSeq, a predicted model, not a curated record
AUUAUCGCAGAUUUAUGCAAAUAUUUUAGUAGUUCUAGUGAUAAAUCAAACACUUCAGGAAGUUUUAAAAACCAUAUUUACAUCCAUUAUGUCUACUAAAGAGCAAAUUAAAGAAUUUCGCUUGGCAAGAAAUUGCUCUUUUAAUCCACGUUGCGUCGUAUGCGGUUCUCAAUACUGGACAUCCUAUUACGGGAAUUUUGGAUGUAAAAAAUGUAUAAGAUUCUUUCUGAGAUGCGUAAUCCUGAGGAAAACUUAUAAAUGCAAAUACAGCUCAGGAAAUUGUAGAAAUGUUUACUUCUCUGCGAUAACUUGUAAAUUCUGUUACCUGGAACGUAUGUACAGUUACGGGUUCCGGCCUACAAGAUUUGGUAGGCACGACGACAGUUGGUACAUGAAGGAAAAAAUAUCUUCGUUGCAUCCAGUUCCGGUGAUCGAAUAUGCAAUGUUAAGCUUUUUAUCUGAUUUACGAAGACCUGUAAGAGCCCGAGAAGAUUACUUUAUGCUCGUAUCUUACAUUAACGAUCUAAUGUCAGAUUCAAUGGAUUGGUUAAACGACAAUGCUCCUCCUUUUGGCGUAUUACACAGAAACUUGGAGAAUGAUGAAUAUCGUUAUUAUUUAUACAAUGCACUUCGCAUGAAAAUUAUCAAAGAAGCAUUGCAUUUACAUGACGUUGUGAAAUUUGGAUUUGCCUAUCGCGAUCCUUAUAAACUAAGAUUUAAUUUCAUUCAGAGUUUCUCUCUCUACAUAUUAAAUAAGUCAAGAAAUUUACUCCAUUUUACUGGCGAUGAAGAAAUGAAUAUUAAAAUACAAAGGUUAUUUGUUUAUGAUGCCGAGGUCGCGUGGUGACGAAGAUGAAUCAAUAACGUGAAAACAAUGUACGAGAUUGGACAAAUGUUUUUUUUAACUGUUUUUAAAAUGUUUCAAAUUGAUGUUAUAAAUUUUUACUCGUUUUAAUAGAAUUUGUAGCAUUUUUAUUCAAGUUAUUUCACCCUUUAAAGUAACAGUGAAAAAAACUUAAAAGUUGUAUCUAUAGACACUACAAUGGCUACAGUGUUGUCUUUAUAUAUUGUACUAUUAAUACUUUGUUUUUAUAAUUGACAAAAUAAAUUUGUAAAACCUCAUUAUAUUAAAAUAUAACAAUCAUUUUCUUGUAGUGUGAAGAAAAAAAUAGUUGAAAUUUAGGCGGUUUUGUAUUCUGUACACAUGUUUUUAUUAUUUUCAAAUUUUAAUAUAUUUUUAUAAUUUACGAUAAUUUUUAAAAAUAAAUAAGAGAUUAGAACAUGGACACAGUUUACGCUUUCAAAUCGUUUUUUGUACGAAUCUCUCGUGAAAUAUCUAUCGAUGAUGUACUGUAUUUUAAAGGCCAUUUUAUACGUAUAAAGAAAUAAUUGUAGAAUAAUGUCGCACACAGCCAAUCAGAUUCAGUGUUUCAUGUAUGACACGUCAUUUAGGCCUGCCAAUCAUACAAUUUUAAAUAAUCAUUCUGGCAAACUGGAAAUUCCUCUUAACAUUAAAUUCUUGAGUUAAAUUUCCAUGUUUAUUUUGCAUUCAAUUAAGUAUUCGUUUGUUCAUAGAAUUUCCGAUCUAUGUAUUUUUGUCCAUUUAAUAAAA